CACCACCACAGUCGUCCACCACCACCACCAUAGUCGUCACACCACCACAGUCGUCCACCACCACUAUCACCACCACACAACCAUGACUGUCAAAUAUACAGACACCGUUGCUACAGUUGGGAGCUUUGGCAGUUUCUUCAAGCUACUGAUGAAAUGGCGCGGCAGUGUUUACAAGAUGAUCUGGCAAGACAUGUUGGUCUACCUGGUCCUGUACACCUUGUUGUCGCUGGUGUACCGCCUGGCUCUACCUCCCCUGGCCAAAGAGUACUUCGAGAUGCUUGUUAUCCACUGCGCCCGUUUCCGUGACCUGAUACCCGUGUCGUUCGUGCUGGGUUUUUACGUGUCGUUGGUGGUCAAACGAUGGUGGGACACGUACCAAAGUAUCCCUGUUUCUACACUGCUGCCGUGCUUGCAGGCGUACAUCCCCGGCUUGGUAGUGACCAUCGCCGUCUACUCCUUCUUCGUCUUCUCACUGCUCGGGGAACAGUACCUCGACCCGGCCAGCCAACACCCCGACCACAAGAUCGACGCCUAUGUACCGGUGUUCGCUCUCUUGCAGCUCUUCUUCUACAUAGGCUGGUUGAAGGUGGCCGAGGCGCUACUCAACCCCUUCGGUACAGACGACCAUGAUAUUGAGUUCUUAGAUCUCCUGAAGAAACAUCUGCAGAUGACUCAGCUUCUGUGUGACCCCGUGUACAUGGAGGAACCUUGCACCACCAACCUGCCGCAGGAGCAGACUGUAGCAGGCGGUGAUGACGAGAAGGAACAGCAACAGGAACAACAGAUGUGUCAAAGUAACAAUAACAUAGAACUGGUGGUGGUGAAAAGUAGUACCACACCGGCUAUCAACUUCCCCUCAACUGUACUAUGUGGUGGUACUAUUGUUAACUCCCUCAGUCAGCCGCUAUUAAGGGUCGUGACAGUCUGCCUCCCACCACCACGACCACCACCAACUACUACCAUUACCUACCACAACUACCACCAUCUUCGACUACCACCUACCACUACCCCACCUACCCACCACCUUCAGCGCCUUCUACGAGUUAUGACUGUCCGGUACUGUGAUAAAGCAGCCAGUCGUGGUGGAUUUGGUUCGUUCUGGCAGUUGUUAUUGAGAUGGCGUGGCAGUGUUUACAAGAUGGUCUGGCAAGAUAUGUUACUGUAUAUUAUUUUAUAUUACUCCAUAUCGUUCAUCUAUCGUUUUGCUCUUGAUGAGGAGUCUAAGAGGACGUUCGAGAAUGUGGUCAUCCACUGCACCCGUUUCCGCACCCUCAUCCCGCUGUCGUUCGUGUUAGGGUUCUUCGUGUCGCUGGUCGUCAGCCGCUGGUGGGGAGUUUAUCAGAGUCUACCAUGGCCAGACACCUGUGCUAUCUUGGUGGCCACGCAUAUACCCGGCCAGAGCGGUCAAGAGCGAGAGGUGAGGCGCUCUGUACUACGCUAUGUUAACCUAGCCAUGGCUCUUACCUUCGCCAUGGUAUCUCCUGUUGUAAGGGCUAAACUACCUAACCUGGAGAGCUUUGUUACGGCAGGAUAUUUGACAGAUGAUGAACUACAGAUACUGAAAGCCCUCGAGAACACCACAUCAUUACAUAAGACUUGGGUGCCAGUGUUGUGGGCCUGUAAGACUGUCGACCAGGCCAAGCGAGAGGGCCAUGUGAGUGAAGGUGGCCAACGUGCUAUUACUCGCGAGAUCUUGGCCAUCAGAGGCAAGUGUGGUGGUCUGAUGGGCUGGAACGAGUACAAUAUACCUCUUGUGUACACUCAGGUAGUGACCAUCGCCGUCUACUCCUUCUUCUUUCUUCUGCUGGGGGACAAGUUCCUCGACCCGGCCCAGACCCUCCCAGGACACUCCAUCGACUUCUACGUGCCGGUGUUGGCUCUUCUUCAGCUCUUCUUCUACGUCAGUUGGAUCAAGGUCGCUGAGGCUCUGUUGAACCCUUUUGGUUCUGACGAUAACGACUUUGAGUUCGUCCCGCUGCUGACCAGACAUCUUGAGAUGUCGGGAUUGUUAUCAGAGCCAAGUCCUACUCAACUACCAAUUAAACUACGGGAAUUGGCCAUUAGCGAUCACCCUACUAAGGUCGAUUACGUGGAAGACGAUGUGCAGUCUAGUACAGGCUCUAUGGAACACUGCCUCUAGUAUGUUAGGUUUUGGUUAGUUUUGGUUGGGUUUGGUUAGGUUGGGUAAGGAAGGUUUGGUUGGGUUUGGUUAGGUUAGGUUUGGUUAAGGAAGGUUUGGUUGGGUUUGGUUUGGUUAGGUUGGGUUAGGUUCUUUCAUCAUGGUAAUAUAUAUAAUGCAGUAUAAUCCUAAGUCAAUGUUUAUGUUAAACUUUAAGGCACUUUGGUGAUGUGUGUGUGUGUGUGUGUGUGUGUGUGUGUGUGUGUGUGUGUGUGUGUGUGUAUGUAUAUGUAUGUAUAUAUGUAUGUAUGUAUGUGUGUGGAGUGUGUGUAUGUGUUUGUAUGUAUAUGUAUGUAUGUAUGUGUGUGUGUGUUUACGUCACCGACAUUACACACACACAUACACCUUUUAUAUAAACAGUUAAAUCGU
This is a messenger RNA of Homarus americanus (American lobster), 2548 nucleotides long. RefSeq names its product bestrophin-3-like. NCBI's taxonomy places the organism in Eukaryota, Metazoa, Arthropoda, Malacostraca, Decapoda, Nephropidae. The record is from RefSeq and is a predicted model, not a curated record. Gene Ontology annotation, molecular function: chloride channel activity. Bases 83 to 2140 code for a protein of 685 amino acids. The transcript has 13 exons.